Molecule: messenger RNA, 1119 nt
Organism: Chlorella variabilis
Lineage: Eukaryota; Viridiplantae; Chlorophyta; Trebouxiophyceae; Chlorellales; Chlorellaceae
Exons: 4
Coding region: 1-1119 (372 amino acids)
Source: RefSeq, a predicted model, not a curated record
AUGGCGUCCCGUGUGCACCGCAAGCGUCGGCCCUUGCUGCCUUCCGGCUCCCUCUUUCUGCUGGCGGCGGCGGUGUGGUAUCUUGGCCACUCUUUCUGGCCGCACCGCACACCUGCCCGCCUUGAUGCCUACACGCAGCUGAGCCUGCACGGGCGCGUGACCAAGCACGGGCCUGUGGUGGGCCUGGCGCAGCUGUCGGCGCUGUUCACGGGGAUCGACAACCCCGACCCCAACAUGGCCUCUGCCCUCUACUACCCAGGCGACUGGCGGCAGCAGCGGCUGGCGGGCAAGCGACCGCCGCCGCCUGGCCGGCUGUGCGCCAUCAUGUGGAAUGAUGCCCUCAAGGUCAUUUUUGUGAAGAAUGUCAAGGCGGCGGGGUCCACGCUGGUCACCUACUUCAAGGACUGUGCAGUGAUGGGACCAAACGACGGGCCCUUUGAGUGGCGCUGCCUGCGCACCCUCAACUUUGGAAACGCCACGCAAGUGGAGCACCUCAUGCGUGUGUGGGACGACUAUUUCGUCUUCUCCUUUGGCAGGAACGUGCUGGUGCGCAGCCUGAGCCAGUUCCGCUACCUGGCCCAUUUCAUGCAGCCGUCGUGCACGCCCGCCUGGGACGACUACUGCCGAGACCCAUAUGUGCUGGGCGACAUUUGCGAGGUGCACGCCCAAAACGGCUCCUCCUGCUGCGACCCGCUGGCAACAUCUGUGCACCAGUACCUGCACGCCAUGCCCCAGGCGCCCUGCAUGGUGACGGAGGCAGGGCAGCCGGCAGUGGACUUUAUUGGGCGGGUGGAGUCGUUUACUGAAGACUUUGCCGAGCUUCUGAAGCAGCUGAAUGCACGGCCGGGUGCUGUGCACCUGCCACCGCCGGGUGAAGAGAUGGCGACCAUCAACAUCAACAACAAAUGCCAGCAGGGCAGCAGCAGCAGCAAGGGCAAGGGCAGGAAAGACAAGGGCGGCGGCGGCAGGGCCGGCAAGGCCAGGGGCCGCCGGCCGCUGCACGAGCUGCCCGCCUCCGACCCCUGCAACCAGAUGGAGUUCUAUUCCAACGAGCAUGCCCACUGCUACCAGCACAUACUGAGCUUUUACGACGAGGAUGUGCGGCUGCUGAUGUUGUGA